Molecule: messenger RNA, 2039 nt
Organism: Fukomys damarensis (Damara mole-rat)
Lineage: Eukaryota; Metazoa; Chordata; Mammalia; Rodentia; Bathyergidae
Gene: Pdlim2
Product: PDZ and LIM domain 2
Exons: 10
Coding region: 599-1672 (357 amino acids)
Biological process (GO): muscle structure development; actin cytoskeleton organization; heart development
Cellular component (GO): filamentous actin; adherens junction; Z disc
Molecular function (GO): muscle alpha-actinin binding; actin binding
Source: RefSeq, a predicted model, not a curated record
UAUUGUUGGGAUGUCUGGUUCUACACUUCUGCAAUCCUGGUACUUUGCCUAUGUGACAAUGAGCGAGGGUAGCUAUGCAUUAUACAUGGGAAAAUCAAGGCCCAGAAGAGCUGAGGAAACGGCCCAGGCUCGCACAGUGGGAGGCAGGUGUGGCAUCUGUCAAGGUGCCUGUGGCUUUCUGCUCCCUCAAGGGUCUUCCGGGGCAGGGACGCAGCUCAGGUGUAUGGCAUGUGCUUGGUAUGCACAAGGCCCUCGGUUCAGUUCCCGGCACCCCUGCCCAAAACAAGGCUGUAGAGCAGGUACAGCUGGUAGCCCUGGAGGGGGCUCUGGAUUAGUCCCGGAGAGUGACCAGUGGUGUACACACCCAGGACCAGGGCUGCAGGAGGUGACCAGGAAGGGACAACCGGUGGAAGGUGUGGCCAGGAGGAGUUGCCGUAGCGAGGAGGGUGCUGAAGGCGCUCCUCCCCAGGGGACCUCGCCAGCAGUGACUCACACCUGAGGCAGGCGAGUUACAGCUGGGUCCACAGGUGUGUGCCAAGUCAGGAGACACGGGAGGCAGCUGGCCAGGCCCUGAGCUCCCCAGGUGAGGUUGCCAGGUAUGGCGCUGACUGUGGACGUGGUGGGGCCGGCGCCCUGGGGCUUCCGCAUCACCGGGGGCAGGGAUUUCCACACGCCCAUCAUGGUGACCAAGGUACACCAGCGGGGCAGGGCUGAGGCCGCUGACCUCCGGCCUGGGGACAUCAUCACGGCCAUCAAUGGGGAGAGUGCAGCGGGAAUGCUUCAUGCUGAGGCCCAGAGCAAGAUCCGCCAGAGCUCAUCCCCCCUGCGACUGCAGCUGGACAGGUCCCGAGCUGCCUCUCCUGGGCAGACCAAUGGCGAUGGCUCCUCCGAAGUACUGGCCUCUUGCUUCCAGGGCUUCCUGAGGACACGCCCCGACAGCCAGUCCUCCCUGUGGUCCUCCUACUCCAGCCCCAUCUCCCUCAGCCCCCGGCCGAGUAGCCCCUUCACCCCACCCCCCAGCAGCCCACUGGGCCUCUUGGGAGAGACACCAAUCAGCCACAGCUUCCAGAGCCGGACCCAAGCGGUUGCCUUCCCUGGAACUGCUGCCGACCGCUUGUCCUGCCUGUCCCCUGGGAGCCGCUCCACAGGCCGCCAGGCGGGCCUGGGCCGCGCGGGCGACUCAGCUGUGCGGGUGCUUACCCAACGGUGCUCCAGCCCUAGGUUCAGCAGCGCGGACUCAGAAGCCGGGAGCCUCGUGCUGGAAGAGGACUCAGAGGUGUUCAAGAUGCUGCAGGAAAACCGCGAGGGUCGCGUGGCUCCGCGCCAGUCUAGCUCCUUUCGGCUCCUACAGGAAGCCCUGGAGGCCGAGGAGAGAGGUGGCACACCUGCCUGUGUACCCAGCUCCCUGAGCCCUCAGUCCUUCCUGCCCACGUCCAGGGCCCUGACCACUCCGCCCAAGCUCCACACCUGUGAGAAGUGCAGCGCCAGCAUUGCGAACCAGGCUGUGCGCAUUCAGGAGGGCCGGUACCGCCACCCCGGCUGCUACACCUGUGCAGACUGCGGGCUGAACCUGAAGAUGCGUGGCCACUUCUGGGUGGGUGACGAGCUGUACUGUGAGAAGCACGCCUGCCAGCGCUACUCGGCACCCUCUGCCCUCAGCUCUCGGGCCUGAGCCCGGGGCACCAUCAGGCUCCGCCCCGCGGACAGCAAGUUGGCAGGGAAGGGGUGAGGGUGGGGGGUGGCUGUUCCACGAACUAAGUUUGGGGACACAAGACCCCUUCGCCCUCACUGGAUGAGGCCAAGGACUGGGACCCUCCUGGGGCUUCAGGUGCCAGGAGUAGCCCCACCCUCCCAGUCUUUCCCCUGCGCCACAGACUGAAGUGGCCUCCAUGUUUGCUACCUUUGUGUACAAGGUGCAACGGAGACAGAAGGAUCUGGGGGCGCGGGCAGAGGCCAACGGAAUUCACUAUGCAAAAUGUUGGAUAAGAGCUCUAUAAAUGUAUGUAUAUGCGUGCACACAAUCAAGCUGAUGUGUUUCU